Molecule: messenger RNA, 636 nt
Organism: Triticum urartu
Lineage: Eukaryota; Viridiplantae; Streptophyta; Magnoliopsida; Poales; Poaceae
Source: RefSeq, a predicted model, not a curated record
CGCUCGCCGGCAAACACCGCCGCGAACCAGAUGACAACGACGCCGACGGCGACCAGCAGCAGGGGUUGCAUGAUGCUGGUGUUGCUACUGGUGCUGCUUGGCCGGCCGUCUCCGGCGACGGCGCAGCUGGGGGACGCCCAGAAAUGCCGGGACACGUGCCUGGAGGGGUGCACCGGGUGGGUGGUGGUGUGCCACAUGUCCUGCGCCAGCGCCUGCGCCGGGGCCGGCGGCAUCGGCAUCAUGAGCAUCGACAACGGCAUCCCGCCCGACCACCCCAACCCCGACGAUCUCCCCAAGCCGCCGCCGCUGCCGGACCUUCUUCACCCCCUCCGAGGAGCCGGCGGCAUCGCCUUCAGCCCCGCGCCGUCACCGGCAGCAUCUUCAUCAGAAUCGUCGACAUCGGAUGAUGCAACUUCUUCAGAGUAAUUGCUAGGCAAGUAAGCAGUGUCCAUAAAUUGGAUGCAACAAGCAUAUGACAGACGAAUGUGGUAGGCCUUCUCUCUGCGGGUAUGUCUCAUGGAUGGAUGGAUGGAUGAAUGAAUGAAAAUUCAUCAUAUUUGCAGCCAUUGCUUACUUUUACAGCUGCAUUCUCUUUCAACAAUUCUCUCUCCCACUAAAUUUAAAAACAAAAUUAAU